This is a messenger RNA of Gryllus bimaculatus (two-spotted cricket), 4191 nucleotides long. The record is from the annotation of a GenBank genome assembly. Lineage: Eukaryota; Metazoa; Arthropoda; Insecta; Orthoptera; Gryllidae.
AUGCAGAACGCAAGCACGGAAUCAGUUCUCUCUAAAGCGUCGGGCGAAGGGGCGGGGCUGGCGGCGCCGGACGACCCGCGCGAGCAGCGCCGCAUCCUGCGCAACCUGCUGGUGAUCAGCGCCGCCUUCAUGGUGCACUUCACCGCCUUCGUCGGCGCCACCAACCUGCAGAGCUCCGUCAACGCGGAGAAGGGGAUGGGCACCGUGUCGCUCGCUCUCUCGUACGGAUCUUUGAUCCUCAGCACCAUAUUUUUGCCUGCUGCUAUGAUAAGAUGGCUGGGCUGCAAGGGCGCGCUGAUCGCGAGCUUCGUGUCGUACAUGCCGUACAUGGCGGCGCAGUUCGCGGCGUCGUACGCGACGGUGGCGCCGACAGCGCUGCUGCUGGGGCUGGGCGGCGGGCCCUUCUGGUGCGCGCAGUGCCUGUACGUGUGCGCCCUCGCCGCCGAGUACGCGCGGCGCCGCCACCUGCCCAGGGACGUCGUCGUGGUGCGCUUCUUCGGCAUCUUCUACACCGUCUACGAAUUUGGGCAGAUCUUCGGCAACCUCGUGUCGUCGCUGGUGCUGGGGUCGAGCUGGGCGCCCAACAACUCGUCAGCGGACGUGCGCGAGCUGUGCGGGCCCGGCUUCUGCCCCGGGCACAACGCGCUCACCAACCCCAACCUGGAGCGCCCGCCCGACUACCAGAUCUACAUCGUCAACGGCGUCUACCUCGCGCUCAUGGGAGUCUCCGUGCUCUUCCUCGUUUUCGGCCUGGACUCGCUGCGCAGGUACGGCGGGGACGACGCCACCGGGUCGCCGCCGCUGUCGGGCAUGGCGCUGCUGCGCUCGGCCGGCCAGCUGCUGCGCGAGCGGAACCAGCAGCUGCUGCUGCCGCUCACCUUCUGGCUGGCUGUUCACCUGGCGCGGCAGGCGUUCGUGUCGUGCGCGUGGGGCAUCCGCUACAUCGGCUACGUGAUGAUCUGCUACGGCGCGGCCAACUCGGCGGCGGCGCUGGUGGGCGGCUGGGCGGUGAAGGCGACCGGGCGGCCGCCCGUGGUGCUGACGGCGGCCGUGCUGCACUCGGCGCUGCUGCUGGGGCUGCUGCACUGGCGGCCGCACCCCGACGACGCGCCGCUCUUCUUCGCCCUCGCGGCCGUCUGGGGCGCCUGCGACGGCGUCUGGAACGUCCAGGUCAACGGUCAGUCCAACCACCAAGCGCACGCACGCGCAGCUCGCUCGCCCGCAAGCGAUUCCCUCAGUAAUCCCGCAAGCGUAGUGCAUGUCUGGGGCGCCUGCGACGGCGUCUGCAACCCCCAUCGCCCAUCCCCUGCCAGAGUCUGCCACCACGACUUCCUCCUCAAUCCCCAUCGCUCCCCGCUGCUUCCCUAUCCACCAUGGCUUCCUCCACCAUCGCCAUUGCCCUUGCCAGUCCGCCGCCGCGGUACCUCAUCCAUCGUCAUCGCCCCAACCUGCCAGAGUCCGCAGCCAUCGCCCCUCCCCCUGUCAGAGUCCGCUCCCCUUCCUUCAUCAUCGCCCCCAACCUGCCAGAGCCCACCGCCACGACUUCCUCCUCCAUCGCCAUUGCCCCCAACCUACCAGAGUCCACCGCCACGAUUUCCACCUCCAUCACCAUCACCCUUCUCCUGCCAGAGUCCGCCACCGCGGUACCUCAUCCAUCGUCAUCGCCCCCAACCUGCCAGAGGCCGCAGCCAUCGCCCCUCCCCCUGCGAGAGCCCGCUCCCCUUCCUUCAUCAUCGCCCCCAACCUACCAGAGUCCACCGCUACGAUUUCCACCUCCAUCACCAUCACCCUUCUCCUGCCAGAGUCCGCCGCCGCGGUACCUCACCCAUCGUCAUCGCCCCCAACCUGCCAGAGGCCGCAGCCAUCGCCCCUCCCCCUGUCAGAGUCCGCUCCCCGUCCUUCAUCGCCAUCGGCCCCAACCUUCCAGAGUUCCACCGCCACGACUUCCUCCUCCAUCGCCAUCCCCCCUCCCCUGCCAGAGUACACCCCCGUUCCUUCAUUGCCAUCGCCAUCGCCCCCAAUCUGCCAGAGCCCGCCGCCAUCGCCCCUACCCCUGCCAGAUUUCGCUCCCCUUCAUCAUCGCCCCCAACCUGCCAGAGUGCACCUCCACAACUUCCUCCUCCUUGGCCAGCUCCCGUCCCCUGCCAGAGUCACUCCCGUUUGUUCAUCACCAUCGCCCCCAACCUGCCAGAGUCCACCGCCUUGACUUCCUUCUCCAUCGCCAUCGCCCCUCCCCUGCCAGAGUCCGCCGCCGCGGUGCCUCAUCCAACGCCAUCGCCUCCAGCUACCAGAGCCCCGGCCACUGCCCACCGCCGCCAUCGCCCAGCUUUACGUCACCGGCGGCAGCGUCGUGCGCGGGUUCCGCCACGAGGCACUACGAUGUGCGGUAUCCUCUCCCUGGGCAACGAGAAGGCCGCGUACAGCCUGUUCCGGCUGUGGGAGAGCGCGGGCUACAUCCUGGCGUACGGCUACAGCGCGUACGUGUGCGCCGCGCACAAGCUCAUCGUGGUGCUGGGGCUGCUGGCGGUGGGCGUGGCCGGGUACGUGGCCAUCGAGGUGCGCCUGUGGCGUGCAACUAAGCAGAAGACGGUCGCUCGCGUCGAGUGAGGGCGGUCGACUGCGACCGGCGUCGCGGAGGUGGCCACGGAUCGGAAUCGCAGAUGUCUACAAAGCGGAAGAAUCUACGCAGACAGAGAUUCGAAGCAGGUCGUCUUCCGGGGAGGACGCAGGAGCUGCAGUUCUUCGUUCAUUUAUCAACAAAGAAGGGACAAAUGUUAAUUACUAUUCAAAGCGGUAAAGAGACUUUACCUACGAGAGGAAAGUAUAUUUCUCUGAGAAACACAGUAUCGUCAUCGUCGUGUGUAAUAUUGAAUUUGAUUAUUUUUUUUUAAAUAUAAAAUGUUUUAAAUGCAAGGUUUCGUGAGGACAAAUAGUACCCUGCGCCGCCACCAGAAGCGUGUGCGUCAUCAUUCCGAGUGCCCAAGGGAGUAGAUAAAAAAAAUAUCACCCGUAUGUGUUGAAGAAAUGCAGUAGCAUGUUAUUGGCCAUUAAUAAGCCUCUUUAACACUGCGAAUAAAAUAAAGAAGAGAUGAAGAAAAGUCUAGCCCAGUUUCUGCCUGUGUGAUGAACUUAACAGUUGACGUUUCGUAAAAGUGAACUACAAUGAAAGCAUCUUUCGAUUUUAUUGGCUAUAAGAACCGAGUGAUCAGCGCUUCAAAUAAAUCUGCGGAUUUGUUUAAAUUUAAAUGCACUUGUAUGUGUAAUAUGCAUGAAAUAUUUACGUUUUCAAAAACGUUCUAUUAAUGCAUAUACGUUAAUUUUAUAUUUACAUUAAUGUUACUGCCUCGAAAUUUAUUUCCCAACAGAUUAUAGGACAGUUUAACUCGUGAAAGUGGGACUGCCUAAUGAUAGACUAGAAUAAUGUCAGAGGGUAAUGCAAUUUCAACGUCAUAUUUAGCAUAAACGACGUUUUAAUUUUACAAAUCACAUUCUUAAGUUGCUGAAUGCCCUGUUCUGUGAUGUAAUAUUUUGUAACGUUUACAACAUUUACAACACAUGGUAUGAUUUUUUUAGUUUCAAGCCAAUUAUUGAAUUAAACAAAAAUUUAAGAACCACCAUACUAGUAUAAAAUAAUGAAGUUCAGUUAAAGUCUUUAAUGUUAUACGUCAAAUACACCAAGGUAACCUAUACUAAAUAAAAAUGUAAAUCAACAUGCCCCAAAUGAAACAUACACAAUUUAGAAGAUUAGAUUGUGAAAUAAAUUUAGCCAAUUGAUUGUAUCUUUUCUUAUAUAACUGAAUUUCUGUAAACGAUUUCAAGUUACUUUGUGUUAAUAAUCUCUUCCGCCGUCCUUCGAACGGUAGAACCAACCAGAUUGCCUCGAAAAGCUGUGGGAUCCAAUCUCGGGCACGACAUGGGUGUUUGUGCCUGUUAAUUGAGGCAUGAAGUGAAGAACAAACCACCACAAAUCCAAUUAUAGCAACCAAGUGAUCCUUUCACUCAUAAUAUCUUAGAUACGUUAAGACUCAAACCAACUAUAAAUUUGAAAACAACCAUAUUGCAUCAUUAUAACAUUGAAAUGAUUGAAUUGUUAAUUAUAUUAAAUUUUGUCAUUAUGUUUUUUUAUUUAUUAUUUACAGAAUGUUUACCUUUAGCAAAUACUCAUAAUUAAUUUUUAUUCUCUUAUCCAGG